AUGUCUCCCUAUCGUUUCAAUACGACUCCCAUUCGAAUGCGAACGCGUAAUGGAAAAGUCGAAGUCAUAUGUUCGAUGGGUUCGAUUGAAGUACCCUGUAGUGAGAAUGACGAUCCGAUAGGACAAUUUGUAGCUACAACGUCAACAACGAUUCCUCCUAUGGACAUAACUUCCACAACAACUACUACAACAUUACCAAUGCCAGUACAAACAGGAACUCAGAACAGACUGAUACAAUGUAUCAUCUUUGUUUCUCUUAUUUCAUCCAUAGCUGCCUCAAAUAUGAAUUCACUUGUUCUUCAACAAUUUGCAUAUAUUAUACUUAUUGCCUUACUUGUUAUCAUUACUGUUUUUAUCCUAUCAGCAGUAUCAGCUUUAGCAUUAUUUAUGUGCAAAUCGUUUCGUCGUAAACAACAUUCAUCUUCUGCACAUCAUCGCUGGGAGCAAGUUAAUAAUACACUUGAAUCCAAUGAACGUAUGAAAGAUAUUGAGAAUAAAGCAAAUAUUAUAAAUCAUUGUAAGAAUUAUAACAUUGUUCAACACAAAGCACAUGAUAUUGAAGUUCAGUCGGUUCCAUUAUACUAUGAAUGCGCAUAUCUAGAACCAUGGUCAUCACAUGAUCUAUUGAAGACGAAAGCACAUUCAACAGUUUUCUCUUCGACUCAAAUGUCACUGCCGCCGCCGCUGCCGCCGCCUCCGCCGCCGCCGCCAGCACCACCAUUGUCGACUUUGCCGCCAUUGAAAUCAUUCUUGCCUGGGUUAUAUUCAAGACAAUCUCAUAAAAAUACGGAAUAUUCGCAACAUCGACGUAGUCUUUUACUCCCACACAAUACAUUAGUUUGA
Messenger RNA from Adineta ricciae, 843 nucleotides. The record is from the annotation of a GenBank genome assembly. NCBI's taxonomy places the organism in Eukaryota, Metazoa, Rotifera, Eurotatoria, Adinetida, Adinetidae.